GAUCUCUUGAUAACACACUGUUUGCUUACAUCUGGCCAGCCAUCCUGCGACAACAAGGCACCACCAAUCACUCAGUUCAAUCCUACAACAUCGUCUAAUCAUGAGCCUCGUCACACCUCCGAAUUCUGUCGGGAAGUAGCCUCUAUGACCACUGAGAGGUGGUUAUAAGCGCUAUGUUCGACAUGAAGACCUUGGCGCUGCAGUAUAGCUGCCGUGUUGGAAGCAGGCUGGGUUGGCGCAUGAGAGCCUUCUCUGACUUUCAAGUCGGGAGAGACGAUUAUAAGUGCAGUUGAGUAUCCAUCGCAACCCAAAUCCAUUAUAAUCCUCUUGAAUUGUCUUUUCACCAACGCUUGACAUCUGGACAUCACCAUUUCCCAACGGCCAUGUCCUCCUCCCUCUACGAACCCCUUCAUCCCACCGAGUUCAGGCUUCUCAGACUGUUACCACGCUGUAGGGAGAAAGACACAAGAAAAGCGGGAGGAGAGAAGGGUGCAGCCAAAACGAAAAGAGGAAAAGGGGGUAAUAAGGGAAGAAAGUGGAGAGCCAGGGAGGGCAAGAAGGUCAAGAGUGCGGAAAACAGUGAGCUGAUCUCCCUCAAACUAAAGACAUUCCCGAUCAGCAAGUGCCUAAGUUACCAAGCCCUUCCAUACUGCUGGGGACCACCUGAGCCCAAACAGAAUAUACGAGUAAACAAGACUCGCCAGUUGGACAUUUGGCCAGAACUUCACAAGGCUCUUCAAGUGUUCAGAGGCUUGGAUGCCAUCCGGCACCCUCAAUGGAUCUGGAUCGAUCAGAUAUGCAUCAAUCAGGAAGACGAGGACGAGGAGGGUGUCCAGAUUGGAAUGAUGGGUGACAUCUAUAGAGAGGCGUAACUCAUCACCAUCUGGGCCGGUGACGGUGACUCGAAGAUGGAAGAGAGCCUGGAGAAGACGAGGGAGUUCGCAUUGCGAUAGCGCGGUGUCCGCCUAUGAGAACACAGGGUUUCGUGGUGCUGGGUAUGUACAGCCGCCACUUGGAAGACUAUGAAGCCCUCUUACAACGCCAGUGGUUUACCCGCACAUGGACACUACAAGAGGUUCUCUUGGCCAGGAGUGCACGGCUGGUUUGCGGUUGUUCCAUCAAAAGCUGGGAUGAACUAGCCACCGUGUACUUGCGCUGUCCGGAAGAGUGCCAAAGCAGCAUAGGUGUGGCUAGAAGGGCAAGCCUUGGAUAUGGGGCCCUGAAGCCUUUUGAUACUCUUGUUCGCUGCCAGAAGCGGAAUGAUUCUCGUCGCUACGAUCUCGAGGUGGUCACUCUUGUUCGGCAACGGGAUUGCACCGAGCCUAGGGACAGAGUGUAUGGAAUACUCGGGCUCGUCAGUCCGGAAAUCCGGACGCAAAUUACUAUCGACACCACACUUCAUCAUUGCACGGCAUUUAAAGACUUCGCCAAGGCCUUCCUCAAGCAUCAUGGGCCUGAUCUUUUCAUCCUCGUUCCUGGACGGGUUGAUGCUGGGCAAGAGUCAGAGUCAGAAUUUCAAAGUGACACAAAUUUACCAUCCUGGGUCCCCGAUCUAACCCUGCCUCCCCUCAUGACACGUACUUGGUCUCGUCACGAAGCGGGGAGACGCUUCUCAGGGCUGACGCCGGAACACCCACUGUUCAACGAUGAUGAUAUUGCGAUUCAAGUCGCAGGAAUACACAUGGCCACCAUCAAGCAAGUUUACCCAAGCGUCGAUAUCGAGGCCUUGGCGCCCCAGCUGGAUGCAGACCACAGGAUGAUGGAGAGAUUGGGAUUCCAGGGGCCUUCUUUCACUUCUAUUGAUCCUGCCAGAGCACGCCAAGACAUUCGUACUUUGAUACAGCGGACACACUCGCAUUUUGGAUACAAUGCAACCCGUCAUCUCGGCCGUGCCGAUUUCAUUCGCACUUUGAUGGGUGGGCACUUGUACCCCGAGUGGCUCGGCGAAAACCUCGACCACCGACAACAAUUUUCUCAGUUAUUAACCGCACUUGGGUCAUCAUCUAGGGGCACUUCCGACAAUGGUCUAGCCAAUGGUCCAGCCAAUGUAUUUUUGACCUCCAUGGCCGAGGCCUGGAAGGGCGCUUGUUUGGUUACUGCUACCGUACCGGGACGUGAUGGUGUAUCGGCGGGGAUUGCGCCCAUGACAUCGGAAAAAGGGGACAAGGUUUUUGUUUUCUUUGGGGGUUCAACUCCUGUCGUUACGAGGGAUUCAGGGGAGGGUGAUGGAAGUUACAAAGUAAUUGGUCCUGCUUAUGUGGAUGAGUUCAUGGAUGGAAUUGCGUUUGAAGCCAGAAAGCCGCUGGAGAACUAUGAGAUGGUCACCAUCAGGUAGAGAACCCACACCCAGCCCAGUUUGCAGUAAUGAUCAUUUAUUCAUCUAUAUUCCCUCGAAAUUUCAGCCGCUAACAAGCUCGCUCGUUUGGAACUCCGUUUGCUUCUCCAGCUCCUCUUUCACGGCCUCUACCACCUUAGCAUCCCCCCCUUUUGUCUCAUCGCCCUUCACCCUCUUCUCACCGCCGUUGGCCUCCUCCUCCGCUACCCGCUUCUUAUCCUUCUUCCCCGGCUGAAUCGCACCUCUAGCCAUCGCCUCCUUGGGCAACGGCCGAAUGAUAGGCUGCACACACCACCAAGGCCUCUUACACCUCAAAAUAGCCGUCGCGCUCGUCUCCGCCGGACCCAUCUCCUCCACCAGCUUCUUUAACCUCUCUUCCUCCGCAGGAUCCUCCAUCGACUUCCCAUCCGUCUCCUCGUACUCGAUGAGUCCCUCCGCAACCUUCUUCUCAACCAUCUUGUAUAUCCCCUCAAACUGCUCCAACUCUCCUAACCUCGCCCUAGCCAAUGCAUCUCUUACAUCAUGGUGCUUUGAGACAAAGUGCCGUAAGAGGUGGAACAUGUGCGCCUGAAGGGCACCAUAGUUGGGGUUACCGAAUGCCUCUGAUUUCGACCCCUUUUUCGGCGGGAUCACAAUCUCCUCCUUCAUCCACUCCGUAUCCAUCCCCUUCCCAGGUACAAACAAUGGCCUCCUCGCCGGUGGCUCACCCCCCUUCACAUACUUGUGUAAAAUAUCCAGAUACCGUCUAAAAACAGCAUCAACCCUCCAUCCCCCCUUCCCAUCCCUCCCCCUCCAGAACUCAUCCUCAAACGCCCCCGGCUGAGGCUCAGGCGCAAAAAUCGCCGGGUUAGACAAGUUCCCCUCAGCAGACAUAACCCCAUCCGCCCCCGUAGCAGCAAUACACUCCUCGAUAUCCCCGUGCUCCAGAACAUUCCCGUUCGCAAAAAUGACCGUCUCCGCCGGUAGGUUAUCCCUCAAAUACCGAAUAUACUCCCAAUCCGCCACCCCCGUCAAAUGGCUCUUCUGCUCCCUCCUCCUCCCGUGAACAGUCAAUAUACUCGCCCCGGCACUCAACACAUUCUUUGCGUACUCCAGCGUCUUCUCCUUUGUUUCCAAAAUCCUAAUCUUGGCCGUUACUGGGAUGGGAAGAUUCUCGUGAAGGGUGUUGAUCAACCUAUAAAUCAACUCCUGAUCCUCCUGCAAGAAACUGCCGUAGUGCCCCUUUUUGGCGAUACCUUGCGGGCAGCCGAGGUUGAGGUCUACCGCGUCGCAGUAGGGGGCGACUUUUAAGGCAGCAGCCAGCAAGUGCUGGGGGUCGUUGGCGCAGAAUUGUACAAACAGCGGCCUGUCGCCGACAAGGGGGUUGCCGUCGAGCCAGAGGGUGGCGGGGUCUUUGGGGAGGACGCACUGGAAGUGCGAGUCGCGGUAUUUGUUGUAGGGUGGCUUCGGAGCGUCUUGGGAGAACAAUCGGGCGUGGAACAUGGGGGUGUAGGCGAGGAGUUUUGACUGCAGCUCGGGGGGCAUGAAUGAGCGGGAGAGCAUACGCCAGGCCUGGAAGCAAAAAACCAUCACGUCAGCCAAAAAUCAGUCAUGAACAGAGAAGGGAGGGCGUACAAAUUCGGACUGAUCAACCAUUGGCGCGAGGAUAUACUUUGGCGACCCGAUACUCUCGUAGAACUCCCUCCCGUGCAACUUCUUCACCGUCGCCGCCGCUGGGGCAUCUGUUGUCGGAGCCGUCGCCAUGGUCGAGUACAACCCUCUGCUGCCAAAGAAGAAAGAAGAACCAGCCUGCGAGGUACCACCUCUCCCACCAGCGGCGUGGAGGAGCCUUCUUCCCAAAGUAAAUAACGCCACGAUUUUUUCCCUUCCCAAGUUCAC
Podospora pseudopauciseta is the source of this 4213-nucleotide messenger RNA. RefSeq lists its product as uncharacterized. The transcript is spliced from 2 exons. NCBI's taxonomy places the organism in Eukaryota, Fungi, Ascomycota, Sordariomycetes, Sordariales, Podosporaceae. The record is from RefSeq and is a predicted model, not a curated record. Bases 968 to 2335 code for a protein of 455 amino acids.